Molecule: messenger RNA, 1952 nt
Organism: Physeter macrocephalus (sperm whale)
Lineage: Eukaryota; Metazoa; Chordata; Mammalia; Artiodactyla; Physeteridae
Product: cyclin-dependent kinase 2-associated protein 1-like
Exons: 1
Coding region: 1611-1952 (113 amino acids)
Cellular component (GO): nucleus; cytoplasm
Source: RefSeq, a predicted model, not a curated record
GUAUGGAAAAACAAUUUAUCUCUAUUAUCUCCCUCUACAGACUUAACCACUUAAACAUUGAUUGGAAGAUUUGUGCGUGCACAGUUAAUUUUAUUGCUUGGGCAACUCUAUAGUCUGGUGAUUAGGGAUUGAACUGGCCUUUUUGUUGGGAACUCCCAAACAUCUAUGUCUCUUAGUCCUCAGGCGAAGAAUCGAUCUUCUGCCAGGGUACUGGGCUGUUGGCGCCUGCUAGCAUUCUAGGAACAAAAUGGUAGGAGGGGCUGUGCUGAAGAAUCUCAGUCAUUUAAAAUACAGAGAUUAACUUAUUUUCCCUAUUUUAAAAUUAAUUUUUAUUAUACAUUUAUUAUUUUUUUUUUUUGAAUGGGGAAUACAUAUAAUGGUAAACCGUUUAAAGGAGAUGAAAGAAGGUAGAAUGAAAAGGUGGACUGUCAUCUUGUGCCGCAGGCAGCCAGUUUCCUUCCUCGGGAGCAUUACUCGUCUCUGGUGUGGUCUUUCUGUGUGUGUGUUUAUAUUUCCCCCCAACACACAUAGCAGUAGCAUAUUGCACACUAUUCUGUACUUUUUUUUUUUUUCAACCACUUAAUCUGUGUUUGGUUUUCUUUGCUUUAGGGAGCUAUGUUUCUUUCUUAAAAGUUCAUGUUUUUGUUCUGUGAUUACCUUAGUAACUAUGAUUUUGUAUUAUACUUAAUCUUCUCUUUCUUCUGUCAAUGUUUACUGACUUCCCUAUGCUGAACAGUUACCAGUUUUAUUUUCAUUUCCCUUUCUCUCCCCUGCGUCCUUUCCGCUCCAGAUUUGAUGAUUAUAUUGUUUGAUUAGUGUAAGGUAGAUCUGUCUGCAGGCAAACCUUUAUAUGCAGAUUUCAACUCUUUCUCUCAUUUUCAGCCCCCUAGCUUCAUUCCUACAUUUCUUAUAUUCAGUCCUCCAGUUUCUGAGCCUUUGCACGGCAAGUUGCUUCAUUGUCAUCAGUAUGUUCUCUUCAGGUUCUUGAGUUAAGGCCUUCUCCCCUCUGCUAAAUCAGUUUUCUCUCUUCCAACCACUUUUUUAAAAUUUAAUUUUAUAUUGGAGUAUAGUUGAUUUACAAUAUUGUGUUAGUUUUAGGGGUACAGCAGAGUGAUUCAGUUAUACAUAUACAUAUAUCCAUCCUUUUUCAGAUUCUUUUCCCCUGUAGGUUAUCACAGAAUAUUGAGUAGAGUUCCAUGUGCUGUACUAUACAGUAGGUCCUUGUUGAUUAUCUAGUUUAUAUGUAGUGUGAAUAUGUUAAUCCCAAACUCCCUCCCCACUGCAACCACUUUCUAUCUUCUGAAAAUAUUUUGAAAUUUCUCAUCUUUAGACAAGUUCUUUCCCAUUACUUGUCCUGUGGUUUUACAUCUUUUUUGCCCCUUUAUUUCAUUUUCUUGGAGUUUCAGGAGGGAGAAGAAAUCAUGUGAAGUGGGCUGUCAUAUUUAACCAGAAGUCUAAAAUUAAUUAAUUUAAAAAAUUAACUGAGAACAGAAAGUGUGCGGGAGCUGGGCGGGCGCGCGGACACCGCGGCCGGGCCCCGCUGCUUGGCUGCGCACGUGCCCGCCGCCUCCCUCAGCGCCUCUGGGAGCGCCCACCCGCCCUCCACCAGUAUGGCCACGUCUUCCCAGUACCGCCAGCUGCUGAGUGACUACGGGCCGCCAUCUCUAGGCUACGCCCAGGGAACUGGGAAGAGCCAGGUGCCCCAGAGCAAACACGCGGAGCUGCUGGCCGUCAUCGAAGAGCUGGGGAGAGAGGUCAGGCCCCCCUCCACGGGCAGCAGGAGCGCGAUGGAGAGCCUCAAACGCGGCGUCAUCCUCGCGCGAGGAUUGGUGGUGCGGGAGUGCUUGGUUGAAACGAACGGAAGGCCGGGUCCUAGCUGCCUCGUGAGCCUGGAAGGUUUUCUGUCUUCUUCCGAGAGGAGAAGUUACAGGUCAUCUCGCCUGUUAGGAUGA